This is a messenger RNA of Cryptomeria japonica (Japanese cedar), 840 nucleotides long. RefSeq lists its product as uncharacterized. NCBI's taxonomy places the organism in Eukaryota, Viridiplantae, Streptophyta, Pinopsida, Cupressales, Cupressaceae. Bases 260 to 697 code for a protein of 145 amino acids. The record is from RefSeq and is a predicted model, not a curated record. The transcript has 2 exons. Gene Ontology annotation, cellular component: ribosome; small ribosomal subunit. Gene Ontology annotation, molecular function: structural constituent of ribosome. Gene Ontology annotation, biological process: mitochondrial translation.
CUGCAAAAUCCGACGGCGAGCAAGAUUUCGAUGUUCUUGCAGACCUCUCGGAUGCUGUGAACCAUUAAUUUAAAAGAAUAACCCCUAAAACAUUAUCUAUACACUUUAAAAUAUUGAAAAAAAAAAUUAUACACUUUUUCGGUUUUAGAGUUUAUUAGGGUUUGUGGCGUUAUAAGUUUAGAGUAGUUCUGCAGCUUUUCGGAUAAGCAUUGGCGAAUUUCAUCCACGGAGUUCCUGUUAAGGGACAUUUUAGACUACUAUGGGUAUAGUUCGUCUGCGGUUGGCCAGAGUUGGUUGUACCCAUCGUCCAUUUUUUCGGUUAGUUGCCACUGAUAGCGCAGCAAAACGUGAUGGAAGACAUUUAGAGAAGUUGGGUUUCUAUGAUCCAUUGGUAGUGAAGGAAAAAAAGAAGGAUAAAAAGAAGAAUAAAGAGAAGGAUAAAGAUGACCAGAAGGAUAAAGAGAAGGAGAUGAGUAUCAAUAUUGAAAGAGUCAAGUACUGGCUCUCUGUUGGGGCUCAGCCCACAGAGACGGUUCAACACCUGCUUUCUAAAGCAGGACUGUCAGCAAUGGAUCGAAAAGGUGGUCAGCGUAAUCGGUAUGUCAUUGAUCCUUCGACAGGCCGGCCUGUGGCUCCUGAGAAAAAUCAAAAGAACUUUUCUGAUAUAAAGGAUGAUUUUUCUGUCGAACAGAUAUAGUAGUUUAUUUAUAUAGAUGGCUAUGCAAAUUGUUGUUUGAUACAGGCUUAUUUAAUUUUUGUUAUUUAUAUACUCUUAUUUUAAGGCCUGAAUUAUUUCUUACUUGCAAUCUGAAUAUAGUCCAUUGAAGUUUUAAGCAAAAA